Molecule: messenger RNA, 798 nt
Organism: Jatropha curcas
Lineage: Eukaryota; Viridiplantae; Streptophyta; Magnoliopsida; Malpighiales; Euphorbiaceae
Source: RefSeq, a predicted model, not a curated record
AUGGUCAACAAUUUCCGCUUGCAUAUCCCCACUUGCACUGACAUUAAGAGGAGACCACCUUUACUAGCUCUUCUUCUCAUCAUAUUAUCUCUGUGCACCACCAACUGCAAUGGUCAAGACCCUUUAGGUAAUUUAUGCAAUGAUCAACAAACUAAUAAUAAAACUACCAUCCAAAAUAUCAACCACUUAAUAACCGAGCUAGUUUCAAAAGCUUCUUCUUCCGGUUACUUCACCACCACCUCCGGCCAAGGCCAAGAUAAAAUAUACGGCCUAGCGCAAUGCAGAGGUGAUGUUAGCACCGACGACUGCUCCGGCUGCCUCCGUGACGCUGCCAAAGAAAUCGGCCAGCGCUGUCCGAAUCAAGUUGAUGCAAGAAUUUGGUAUGACUAUUGCUUUUUAAGAUCAGAAGCUGUAAAGGAAAAGAAUAAAGGGAUUGGUAAAGGGGAGACAAAGUUGACACCUUUGGUUACACUUUAUGCAUUAGCGCAAUGUACAAGAGACUUGGCUGUUGUAGACUGUGCGCAGUGUAUAGCCAUUGCCGUCGGUAAUUUCCCUAACUUCUGUAACAACAGAAAGGGUUGCAGAGCUAUUUACAGUAACUGUUAUGUCCGAUAUGAGCUCUAUCCAUUUUUCUUUCCUCUCGAUUCAUCUAAUAAUUCUUCAUCUGUUGGUAAUUGUGUUGUAAAGGUUUAUCCUUGAAUUGGAAUCUUUAUCACCAGAAGCUCUGUUGAGCUAUAAAUUAAUAAUACUUGUUGUAAGAAAAAAAUAAUUAACCAUAUUAAACUUAUAAUCUUGCAA